AUGGCCCCUCCUAAGGUCUUCUCCCUCGAGGGCAAAGUCCUCAAGCUCGACAGCGCCGAAGACAUCAAUGCGUACAUUCAGCCCCUUGUUGAGAACACCGACUACACUGAAAUUCGUUUUGGAGGAAACACUCUGGGCAUUGGCGCUUCCCAGCGCCUCGCUGAGGUCCUGAAGACCCAGAAGAACCUUGAGGCUGCGUACCUUGACGACAUCUUCACCGGCCGUCUCCUGUCUGAGAUCCCCACUGCUCUGACCUCCCUCCUAAAUGCCGUCCUCGAGAUUUCGACUGUCCACACUGUCAACCUGAAUGACAACGCCUUCGGUCUCAACACCUCCGCCCCACUCGUCGACUUCCUCUCCCGGCACGUGCCCCUCCGCCACCUUAUCCUGAACAACAACGGACUCGGUCCCGCCGCCGGAACCCAGGUUGCUGAUGCGCUGACAAAGCUGGCCGAGCGCAAGGAGGAAGCUCGCAAGGAUGGCAAGGAUAUUGCGCUUUUGGAGAGCGUUGUCUGUGGACGCAACCGCCUGGAGAACGGCAGUAUGGAGGCCUGGGCUCGCGCUUACAAGGCCCACGCCGCUGGUCUGAAGUCAGUCAAGAUGACCCAGAACGGUAUCCGCCAGGAGGGUAUCUCCCACCUCCUGACUCAGGGUCUGUACCACGCUAGCGCCCUGGAGGUUCUUGAUCUGCAGGACAACACUUUCACUGUUAUGGGCAGCACAGCUCUCGCCAACUCCCUGCCCGGAUGGCCCUCACUCCUUGAGCUUGGUGUUGGCGACUGUCUUCUCUCUGCCCGCGGUGGUGUGAAGGUCGCCCAGGCUCUGGCCGCCAACAAGAACCCCAAGCUCCAGACUUUGCGUCUGCAGUACAACGAAAUCAAGGCUGAGGCUGUCAAGGGCUUCACUCACGCUGCCAAGUCUGCACUUCCCAGCCUGCGCCGUGUUGAGCUCAAUGGCAACAUUUUCUCCGAGGAUGACCCCAAUGUCACUGACCUCCGUGAGCUUUUGGAGGCUCGCCAGGAGGAGCACGGCAACGACGAUGACCCCGAGGACACCUGGGGUGUUGACGAGCUUGAUGAACUCGAAGAGGAAGAUUCUGAAGAAGAGGACGAAGAGGAGGAGGAGGAAGAAGUGGAGGAGCGCAAGGCUGAGAAGGAUCUCAAGGAUGCUGACCGCGCCGAGGAAGAGAAGGUUGCCCAGAAGUCCGACAAGGAUGUCGAUGCUCUGGCCGAUGUCCUUGGCAAGACCGGUAUCUAG
Molecule: messenger RNA, 1257 nt
Organism: Penicillium antarcticum
Lineage: Eukaryota; Fungi; Ascomycota; Eurotiomycetes; Eurotiales; Aspergillaceae
Product: GTPase-activating protein RNA1
Exons: 1
Coding region: 1-1257 (418 amino acids)
Biological process (GO): nucleocytoplasmic transport; activation of GTPase activity
Cellular component (GO): perinuclear region of cytoplasm; nucleus; cytosol
Molecular function (GO): GTPase activator activity; small GTPase binding
Source: RefSeq, a predicted model, not a curated record